AUGGGUCUAAUCACCUUAAUUUACAUCAUUCUGUGCCUACAUUUUCUUGCAUAUGUAUUUCAGUCUUGGUUUAGAAUAUCAAAUAAUUCUAGAAGGCUUCCACCAGGCCCGCCCGGUUGGCCGAUUAUCGGCAACCUUCUUCAGUUGAGUCAAUUACCACAUAGGGACUUGGCUUCUUUGUGUCAGAAAUACGGACCUCUAGUGUACCUUCGACUAGGGAGCAUUGAUGCCAUCACCACCAACGAUCCCGAUAUUAUACGCGAAAUCCUUGUCCAUCAGGACGAUGUAUUCGCCUCUCGGCCGAGGACUCUUGCAGCUGUUCACCUGGCCUAUGGCUGUGGAGACGUGGCAUUGGCUCCGCUAGGCCCGAAAUGGAAGAAAAUGAGGAGGAUUUGCAUGGAACAUCUACUGACAACAAAAAGACUCGAGUCAUUUUCAAGGCAUCGGGCCGAUGAAGCUCAGCAUCUAGUUGAAGAUGUUUGGAGCAAGGCCCGCAAGGAAGAACCAAUAAAUCUGAGGGAAGUUCUGGGUGCUUUUUCCAUGAAUAACGUGACUAGAAUGCUGCUCGGAAAGCAAUAUUUUGGGGAAGAAUCAGCUGGACCACAAGAGGCAAUGGAGUUCAUGCACAUAACGCACGAAUUGUUUUGGCUCUUGGGCUUGAUUUAUUUGGGAGAUUAUCUGCCGUUUUGGAGGUGGAUAGACCCUUAUGGUUGUGAGAGGAAAAUGAGGGAAGUAGAAAAGAGGGUGGAUGAUUUUCACUCAAAGAUCAUUCAAGAACAUAGAAAGAAAUUGCAAACUGAAGGAGUAAAAGAUGAGGCAGAGAUUGACUUUGUUGACGUGCUAUUGUCUUUGGCAGGUGAAGAUGGAGAAGCACACCUAGAUGAUAAGGACAUCAAAGCACUGAUUCAGGAUAUGAUAGCUGCUGCUACCGAUACUUCUGCUGUCACCAAUGAAUGGGCAAUGGCAGAAGUCAUCAAACAUCCAACCGUCCUCGAGAAGAUCCAAGAAGAGCUUGAUACCGUAGUCGGACGUGAUCGGAUGGUCACAGAAUCUGAUUUAGCCCACCUAAAUUACCUACGAUGCGUUGUACGUGAAACUUUUCGAAUGCACCCGGCCGGUCCAUUUCUCAUUCCGCAUGAGUCAGUUCGAGCCACCACGAUCAACGGAUACCACAUCCCUGCCAAGACACGGGUUUUCAUCAACACGCACGGCCUAGGACGGAACACCAAGAUAUGGGACGAUGUGGAAGAAUUCAGGCCGGAGAGGCAUUUAACAGGAGAUGGGAGCCGAGUGGAAAUAAGCCACGGAUCCGACUUCAAGAUAUUGCCUUUUAGUGCUGGGAAAAGGAAGUGCCCCGGGGCGCCGCUGGGGGUGACGCUGGUGCUAAUGGCAUUGGCUCGGCUGUUUCAUUGCUUCGAUUGGAGGCCAGCUGAUGGAUUGAGACCUCAAGACAUUGAUACCAGUGAGGUUUAUGGCAUGACCAUGCCCAAGGCCAAUCCCCUGGUGGCGAUUGCUAGGCCCCGCCUGCCUUCUCAUUUCUACCAGUCCUCUUAAGUCUUGACUCAAGGAUUUGUUCUCCAAAAAAAUAAAGGGCUACUUGUAGUAUUAAUGUUAGCGAAAAAAAAAAUUUCUAAAAAAGUCACAAGUUUGCAAUUAAAUUGCC
Coffea eugenioides is the source of this 1663-nucleotide messenger RNA. RefSeq names its product cytochrome P450 703A2. Gene Ontology annotation, molecular function: oxidoreductase activity, acting on paired donors, with incorporation or reduction of molecular oxygen; monooxygenase activity; heme binding. The record is from RefSeq and is a predicted model, not a curated record. NCBI's taxonomy places the organism in Eukaryota, Viridiplantae, Streptophyta, Magnoliopsida, Gentianales, Rubiaceae. The transcript is spliced from 2 exons. The coding region runs from base 1 to 1554 and encodes 517 amino acids.